This is a messenger RNA of Cephus cinctus (wheat stem sawfly), 1460 nucleotides long. RefSeq names its product erlin-2-B. Gene Ontology annotation, molecular function: cholesterol binding; ubiquitin protein ligase binding. Gene Ontology annotation, biological process: SREBP signaling pathway. The record is from RefSeq and is a predicted model, not a curated record. The transcript is spliced from 4 exons. NCBI's taxonomy places the organism in Eukaryota, Metazoa, Arthropoda, Insecta, Hymenoptera, Cephidae. Bases 322 to 1344 code for a protein of 340 amino acids. Gene Ontology annotation, cellular component: endoplasmic reticulum; endoplasmic reticulum membrane.
CAAGGCAUAGUCUCGUUUAUGAAAUCAUUUAUAUGGGUCGACAAUUGACACGACACUUUGUCGGAUGUAUAUUGACGAUAGCAACUAGUUAGAUCUUAAGCAAUAUAAUUCGUUAGAAUUGAAUUCGUGGACUUCUUUUAUUAAAUAUAAACUGUGAUACGGUGAAUAUUUACGGAAGUGUAAAAGAUUAUUUUCUGGGCUCAGAACAAAAAUACUCAAUGUUACAAUUGAUACCUAACCUAACCUUUUUCUUGUAUAAAGGAAAAAUAAUUUAAGGGUAUAUAUUGCCUUAGACUAUUGUUUCAGGAAUUAAAAUUAGAAAUGGUUGAUCAGAGUAUCUUUGGGUUAGGUUUUCUGAUUUGUUUAGGUAUUGUCUUCAAUUUUUCUUUGCAUCGCAUUGAAGAGGGUCAUGUCGGAGUUUAUUUUCGAGGUGGUGCAUUGCUACCGUAUGUUAGCAAUCCAGGUUUUCAUAUGAUGAUACCACUUUUAACUUCAUAUCGUUCUGUGCAAGUGACUUUACAAACUGAUGAAGUUAAAAAUGUUCCAUGUGGUACUAGUGGAGGUGUCAUGAUAUAUUUCGAUCGUAUAGAAGUUGUAAAUAUACUGGAUGCCAAUAGCGUGUACAACAUGGUCAAAAAUUUUACAGCAGAUUAUGAUAGGACAUUAAUUUUCAAUAAGGUUCAUCAUGAGCUAAAUCAAUUUUGCUCUGUGCAUACCUUACAUGAAGUGUAUAUAGAUUUAUUUGAUCAGAUAGAUGAAAAUUUAAAGACAGCGUUACAAAAAGAUCUGAAUGAAUUAGCACCUGGCCUGAAUAUACAGGCGGUUCGAGUAACAAAGCCAAAAAUACCAGAAACUAUUCGGAAAAAUUAUGAGUUAAUGGAAGCAGAAAAGACCAAACUAUUAAUUUCUGUGCAGCACCAAAAGGUCGUAGAAAAAGAUGCUGAGACUGAUAGAAAAAAAGCUAUUAUUGAAGCAGAAAAAGAGGCGCAAGUUGCACAAAUUCAAUACAAUCAAAAAAUUAUGGAGAAAGAAUCCUUACAACGGAUGGCAGCAAUCGAAGAUGAGAUGUCUUUAGCAAGACAAAAGAGUCACGCCGAAGGCGAAUAUUAUCAACUCAAAAAACAAGCUGAAGCUAACAAAGCUCUAUUCUCAAAGGAAUAUAUAGAACUUAAAAAAUAUGAAUCAUUAAUGCAGAAUGCUAAGGUAUAUUAUGGACAGGAUAUUCCAAAGAUGUUUGCCUUUGGAGGCUGUUCAGUAGAUCCAAACCUUGGCGUACAUCCAAGCAUCACGGAAAAUAAUAGCAGUGUCCACCCUGCAUCUCGGUUAUCCUCAAAAGAUGAUUAAUUCAUAUUUCCACAUAUUGUACAAAAUGUCGGAGUGCAAACAGUGACAUUUUAAUAAAUAGAUAGAGUAUUAUAUAAAAUAAAAUCAAGUUUCCCAAAGUAUAAGUUCAAUAAUAA